CGGGAAUACCCUCAAAUCGUAAAGCUCCUUCAUUUUGACAGAAGAAGCUUCUUUUUUUCAAUCGAUGGGCAGCGAAAGCUUUCUGUUCCUACUCAACCGUUUUCACCAGUUACCUUAUUAGUUCCCCAAUUCCAGAAACUUAGGUUGUCACGUUGCUUGGAAAUAAAUACGGAGAGUGCUUGCGUCAAACAGAAGUCGGCUAUUACCUGGAAAUGGAUUCAGAUAAGGAGUGUGACUCAGGCAGUGAAUCGUCCGCAGAUAAUGACAAUGAUGUUUUUGAUUUUAAUAUCAUGUUGAAUGCGGCUAAUUCGACUGAGCGUCGGUUGAAUGCUGAGUUCGAGGUACUAACCACUGAUGAAGUCGUUGAGCUUCAGCGUGAGAUAAUCGACAAAGUUAAUGUGCUACUUAAACUGCCGACUUCUAUAACACGCAUUUUGCUUAACCACUUUAAAUGGGAUAAGGAGAGACUGACUGAAAAAUAUUUCGAUGGGAGCCAGGAAGAGAUCUUCAAAGGCGCACACCUUAUAAAUCCAUUUUCCAAAGAACCUAAAGUCGUGCGUCAGAACACUUCACAUGACGGCCCCGAAGAGUGCGAAAUUUGCUUUUUAUCGUUGCCACCAAACUCUUUGACUGGCUUGGAAUGUGGCCAUCGUUUCUGCUUAAGUUGCUGGCAAGCGUAUUUGACAUCAAAAAUCAUUACGGAGGGUCUUGCACAGACAAUAUCAUGCGCCGCGCUGGGCUGUGAUAUCUUAGUCAAUGACGUGAUUGUUACCAAGCUAUUGUCUGAGGAAAGCGUUAAGGUCAAAUAUCAGCGGCUGUUAACCAAUAGCUUCGUCGAGUGCAAUCAGGUACUUCGUUGGUGUCCGGCCAUCGGGUGCACCAACGUUAUUAAAGUCAACUACUUCGAUUCGAGACAGGUUAAGUGCAAAUGCGGCCACGUCUUCUGCUUUGGCUGUGGGGAGAAUUGGCACGAUCCUGUGGAGUGCCGUUGGCUCAAGAAGUGGAUCUUAACAGUUGUGAGUGACUCGGAGACUUUAAACUAUAUUGCGGCUAAUACCAAACAGUGCCCCCAAUGCAACGUAACGAUCGAUAAGGAUGGUGGCUGCAAUUAUAUGCUCUGUAGGAAUCAGAACUGCAACUAUCAUUUUUGCUGGCUAUGUCUGGACUCGUGGAGGCAGCACGACCAUUUCAACUGCUUUAAAGAUAAUGAGUCCAGGAAUGCAUGCAAUGCCCUGGAAAUGAGACGUUCAUCUCCAAAUAGAUAUAUGCACUACUACAAACGCUACGCCAAUCACCUGGAAUCCAUGAGGCUCGAAAAUAAGCUUUACGAUACUUUCAAUCAGAAAAUCGAUGAAAUGAAGCAGCACUAUAGAACCUGGAUUGAGUUGCAGUUUUUGAAAACCGCUGUCGAUGUACUCUGCCAGUGCCGUCAGACUCUCAUGUACACUUAUGUAUUUGCCUAUUACCUGAAAAGGAACAAUCAUUCCAUGUUAUUUGAGCUUAACCAAAUGGAUCUAGAGUCGGCGACAGAAAUGCUGUCCGAGUACUUGGAAUGCGACAUUACUUCCGAGAAUUUAGCUGAUAUUAAGCAGAAAGUGCAAGAUAAAUAUAAAUAUUGUGAACAGCGUCGCACUGUUUUACUGGAUCACGUGCAUGAAGGCUAUGAGAAGGACUGGUGGGACUACAUAAAAUAGCGACAUACUUGUAUGUAUCUAUUUUGCUAAACCAUAGAUAAAUCAAAACAUCUUGUUAAAUGAAAAUAUACCUUCACAUGUAUAAAAAGCCUA
This is a messenger RNA of Scaptodrosophila lebanonensis, 1787 nucleotides long. Its product is annotated as potential E3 ubiquitin-protein ligase ariadne-1-like. Lineage: Eukaryota; Metazoa; Arthropoda; Insecta; Diptera; Drosophilidae. The record is from RefSeq and is a predicted model, not a curated record. Bases 213 to 1694 code for a protein of 493 amino acids. Gene Ontology annotation, cellular component: nucleus; ubiquitin ligase complex; cytoplasm. The transcript is spliced from 2 exons. Gene Ontology annotation, biological process: protein polyubiquitination; positive regulation of proteasomal ubiquitin-dependent protein catabolic process; ubiquitin-dependent protein catabolic process. Gene Ontology annotation, molecular function: zinc ion binding; ubiquitin conjugating enzyme binding; ubiquitin protein ligase activity.